This is a messenger RNA of Leopardus geoffroyi (Geoffroy's cat), 2492 nucleotides long. RefSeq names its product pleckstrin homology domain containing A3 (gene PLEKHA3). The transcript is spliced from 8 exons. Gene Ontology annotation, cellular component: recycling endosome; early endosome; trans-Golgi network. Gene Ontology annotation, biological process: endosome organization; receptor recycling; retrograde transport, endosome to Golgi. Bases 398 to 1300 code for a protein of 300 amino acids. The record is from RefSeq and is a predicted model, not a curated record. Lineage: Eukaryota; Metazoa; Chordata; Mammalia; Carnivora; Felidae.
CGACGUCGGGGUCAAUGAAAACAAACGGGGAGCCCGGGGGGAAGGAAGGCGGGCGAGGAGGAGGGAGCGCCGGGGCACGGGAGGGAACAGCCGUGUGGUGGAAGCGCGAGCGGGAGGCCGGUUGCGGUCGUGAUCUUGCCGCCGCCGCCGCCGCGGCUCGCCCGGGGAUGUCUGAGCCCGCGCCUCGCGGCCCUCGAGCUCCACGCGGCGGCCGCCGUCCCGGCCUCUAAGGGCCGCCACGUCCCGGCGGCGCGCGCAGGCUGAGGGCGGCUCGGUGCCGGCGGGGUUGCCCGGGGAGGGCCCGGGCGGGCCGGGAGGGGCUGCCCAAGCUCCGCGCCUACCCCAGCACCGCGGCCGGCGCCCGGCCAGGAGGAUGCGCGGCGCCGGGCUCUGAAGCAUGGAGGGGGUUCUGUACAAGUGGACCAACUAUCUCACAGGUUGGCAGCCACGUUGGUUUGUUUUAGAUAAUGGAAUCUUGUCCUACUAUGAUUCACAAGAUGAUGUUUGCAAAGGGAGCAAAGGAAGUAUAAAGAUGGCAGUUUGUGAAAUUAAAGUCCAUUCAGCAGACAACACAAGAAUGGAAUUAAUCAUUCCAGGAGAGCAGCAUUUCUACAUGAAGGCAGUGAAUGCAGCUGAAAGACAGAGGUGGCUGGUUGCUCUGGGGAGCUCUAAAGCUUGUUUGACUGAUACUAGGACUAAAAAAGAAAAAGAGAUAAGUGAAACCAGUGAAUCUCUGAAAACCAAAAUGUCUGAACUUCGUCUCUACUGUGACCUCCUAAUGCAGCAAGUUCAUACUAUCCAAGAAUUUGUUCACCAUGAUGAGAAUCAUUCAUCUCCCAGUGUAGAGAACAUGAAUGAAGCCUCUUCUCUGCUUAGUGCCACAUGUAAUACAUUCAUCACAACGCUUGAGGAAUGUGUGAAGAUAGCGAAUGCCAAGUUUAAACCUGAGAUGUUUCAGCUGUCCCAUCCGGAUCCCUUGGUUUCCCCUGUGUCGCCUUCUCCUGUUCAAAUGAUGAAGCGUUCUGUCAGCCACCCUGGUUCUUGCAGUUCAGAGAGGAAUAGCCACUCUGUAAAAGAACCAAUAUCUACACUUCACCGACUCUCCCAGCGACGCCGAAGAACCUACUCAGAUACAGACUCUUGUAAUGAUACUCCUCUUGAAGACCCAGACAGACCUGUUCACUGUUCAAGAAAUACACUUAAUGGAGAUUUGGCGUCAGCAACCAUUCCUGAGGAAAGCAGACUUAUGGCCAAAAAAAAAUCUGAAUCGGAAGAUCCUCUUCCAUCCUUCUCUUCCUGAGGAAAUGGAAGUGUCCAACUUCCUCUAAGUAUUGCUAUGCAAAAGCUGCUGUAAUUAAACUAUGUUCUAGGGAGUAGUUUUUCCCUUAGGAUUUCUCUGCACUUUAUAGAAUACUGUAAAACAAACAAACAAAAAAAACAACCCACAUACCUUUGAAGUGUAUUUUAUCUUUAUAUAGUUUAUUUGCAAGAGUAUUUUCCUAAUAACUUCACAGUAUGAAUGUGCAUCUUUUUUUUUUUUUUUUAAACAAAUGAUGGUGUAACAUUUUGACAUCCAUAAGGACAAAUGUAGAUAUUUUUCUAAAAAACUGUGAGGGACUGACAGCUUAGUCAGGGUGUAUUGUAGCUUAUAAACAUGAAAUCUUAAAAACAUAAGGUUUCAGUUUGACAGACGUGUGAUAUAUGUAACUUGUGCCAUGGACCAAAUGGUCACUUUACCCCAGCUAAAAAUGAGUUACGAUAGCAGCUUGAUGGUGAUUCUAUUGUAUUCUUUUAAGCAAAAGGAGACAUUUAAUAUUCCAAAUAUUUUUAGCCCAAAUACCGUGACACAUUGAGGAUUUUUUAAAAACCAGACUGUGCUGUCCUUCAUAUGUGAAGUUGACACUACUGAUUUGUCAGUACCAAAUGUUGGGUUAAAGUAUUUAACUUUUAUUUAUUUAUUUUUCUGUUGCAUCAAAAAAUGAUUGCAUCCUGACUUUUAUGACCUACCAAAUUUAAGAUGUGUAUACAUUUGUUAUUUACAUUGCUCUAGAAAAGAGGUUAAUGUUGUAGUGACCUUGCUCACUUACACCAGAGAAAUAAACGCCUUUCAAUGGAAGAGGAUUUUAGUGCUUUUUUCCUAAAAUAGACAUUAAGCUGCUGUUGUAAGGUAUUAAUGUUUGCAGCUCUUUAGACUAUCUAGAGACAUUUUUUAUUUAUGACUAUUUAUACAAAAAAGGAAUUCUGUCAAAGUGACCACUCUACAUCACUUGAGAAUGGCAUUAUUUAAUUAAAGAACAAAUAGCAUUUUUUGGUAGUGCCUGUCCAUACCUAUUGUCAGUGUUUGCCUUGUAAACUGUUUUUUUAAAAAAAUUCACUUUGGAGUGAUGGUUUUGUCCAAGGUCUUGGAUGAGGAGCACUUUAAAACAAACUGGUUUGGUGUUUUUAAGUUAAUCACAUGUUUAAUAAAUAUAUGGUUUUUGCAUUCAAACGUA